This is a messenger RNA of Fusarium tjaetaba, 507 nucleotides long. RefSeq names its product ribosomal protein s17. Lineage: Eukaryota; Fungi; Ascomycota; Sordariomycetes; Hypocreales; Nectriaceae. Bases 1 to 507 code for a protein of 168 amino acids. Gene Ontology annotation, cellular component: mitochondrion; ribosome. Gene Ontology annotation, molecular function: structural constituent of ribosome. The record is from RefSeq and is a predicted model, not a curated record. The transcript has 2 exons. Gene Ontology annotation, biological process: translation.
AUGUCUUCCCCCGUAGCAAAGGCUGCGCGCCGUGUGACACACGAGCUUCAUGGUGUUGUCGUCUCUGCUGGCCUAAUGGACAAGACUGUCAAGGUCCGAGUUGGCGGUCAAAAAUGGAACAAGAUCGUCAACAAGUGGUUUGCCGACCCUAAGCACUAUCUCGUCCACGAUCCCAACUCAUCACUCCGAACCGGCGAUGUCGUUUCCAUUGUCCCUGGAUGGCCAACUUCCCAGCACAAGCGUCACGUUAUCAAGCGCAUUAUUGCGCCCUAUGGAACGCCCACCGCGGAGCGCCCUCCUGUGCCUACGUUGGGGCAAAGGAUAGCGGAUUACGAGGCCAAGAAGGCCAAAAAGGAUGAGCGAAGGGCGGCGAGAAGGCAAGAAGAGGAGAACCAGAGGCUCGAAGAGAAGCGUUUGGAAAAUGAAAAGAAGGAGGCCAAACGCAAAGCAUGGGAGGAAGCUCAGCAGAAGCGUAAACCUCAGACCUCGGCAAGCGACGUCGAUUAA